Molecule: messenger RNA, 5954 nt
Organism: Salvia splendens (bonfire salvia)
Lineage: Eukaryota; Viridiplantae; Streptophyta; Magnoliopsida; Lamiales; Lamiaceae
Product: nuclear pore complex protein NUP205
Exons: 45
Coding region: 123-5753 (1876 amino acids)
Cellular component (GO): nuclear pore
Source: RefSeq, a predicted model, not a curated record
GUCAUUCUAAAACCCUGAAUUAGGGCUUUUCCCGCCCUUAAUUACCCUCUUCUCUUGCUGCUCCUCGCCUCGCCUUCUCUUCACUCCAACGCAGCAGAAAUCUCCGCUUCCAUCCUUCAGCAAUGGUGUCCGCGAAGCAGCUACUGUCAGCAAUCGAAGCGGCGCUGCUGGCGCGGACUCCGCCCCCCGCUGCCCAGAGGGUCGAGCUGAUGCACGCCAUCCGCCUCUCGCUCCCUUCCCUCAAAUCUCUACUUUCCUACCCGGCUCCGAAAGCGUCAGAUAGAGCUCAAGUCCAGUCCAAAGAAGUCAGACUGCCGGAUUCCCCGCCAAUCUCUCUCGAUGAUCAGGAUGUUCAGAUAGCUUUAAAGAUUAGCGAAGAUCUCCAUCUCAAUGAAAUAGAAUGCGUGCGUUUGCUAGUGUCUUCCAAUCAAGAGUGGGGAUUGCUAGGUCGUGACCCAUUAGAUAUUUAUCGUCUUGGCGUGGGACUUUGGUAUAUGGAGAGAAGAGAUCUACUUACAUCACUUUACAUGCUAUUGAGGGCUACUGUUCUUGAUCAGGGUCUCGAGGGUCUUGAAGCUGAUCUUGUUGCAGAAAUUCAAAGUUAUUUAGAAGAUCUCAUUGCUUCUGGACUUAGAAAGCGGAUUAUUUCACUUAUAAAGGAACUGAAAAGAGAAGACCCAACAGGUGUAGGAGGCCCCAAUUCUGAGAGCUACAUUCUUGACUCCAGGGGUGCUUUGGUGGAGAGAAAAGCUGUAAUUUCUAGGGAAAGGCUCAUUCUUGGUCAUUGCCUUGUUCUUUCAAUUUUGGUUGAGCGUGCAAGCACUGAAGAUGUUAAAGAUAUACUUUUUGCUUUAAGAGAAUGUGCUUUGGAAUACACGGGGGCCACAGAUACUAUGAAGCAUCAGAUUAUAUACAGCCUUCUAUUCUCUAUUGUCAUUGCUUUCAUAUCAGAUGCUUUGAGUACAGCACCUGACAAAGUGUCAGUCUUAUCUCACGAUGCUUCAUUUAGGCAUGGCUUUAAUGAGAUUGUGAUGGCUACAGGAAAUGAUCCUUUAGUUGAAGGUUUUGUUAAUUGUGUAAGGUUUGCAUGGGUUGUACAUUUGAUGUUGGUGCAAGAUGGAAAUGAUGUGAAAGAGAUAACAACUAGUACUUCUUCCAAUGAUAUGAAAAGUAUUUUCUCAUGCUUGGAAGUCAUUUUUGCCAAUAAUGUCUUCCAAUUUUGGCUCGAUAAGGUUCUCAGAUCUGCAGCUUAUCAGAAUGAUGAUGAGGAUAUGGUCUAUGUCUACAAUGCUUAUCUUCACAAGCUAAUGACAUGCUUUCUUUCACAUCCACUUGCCAGGGACAAGGUCAAAGAAACAAAAGAGAAGGCUAUGGCCAUGCUGAGUCCGUACCGCGCUGCUGGCACUCAUAACCAGAUGAUAGAGAGCAGUGCCCUUCCCCAAGAAACUUCUGAAAUUGCAAUACAACCUUUUGUCUCUCUUCUAGAGUUUGUCAGUGAAAUAUAUCAGAAAGAACCUGAAUUACUGUCUGGUAAUGAUGUUAUUUGGACAUUUGUUAAGUUUUCUGGUGAGGAUCAUACCAAUUCUCAAACGCUCGUGGCAUUCUUGAAGAUGCUAAGUUCCUUGGCUUGUACUCCAGAGGGCGCUUCCAAAGUUUUUGAGUUGCUUCAGGGGAAAAUAUUUCGCUCUAUUGGGUGGAGUACUUUGUUCGACUGUUUAUCUAUUUAUGAGGAAAAGUUUAAGCAGUCAUUUCAGACUCCUGGGGCAGUAUUGCCAGAGUUUCAAGAAGGCGAUUCCAAAGCACUAGUUGCGUAUUUGAGUGUUCUGAAAAAGGUUGUGGAAAAUGGAAAUCCCAGUGAAAGGAAGAACUGGUUUACUGAUAUCGAGCCACUGUUCAAACUCCUCAGUUAUGAGAAUGUUCCUCCUUAUCUCAAGGGUGCUUUGCGCAAUGCCAUUGCUACAUUUGUUCAUGUAUCUCCUAUUAUGAAAGAAACAAUUUGGAGGUUCUUGGAGCAGUACGACUUACCUGUUGUUGUUGCACCCAAUGCUGGAUACACUGGACAAACUAUGGAGACACAGGUGUAUGAUAUGAGAUUUGAGCUGAAUGAAAUUGAAGCUCGAGGAGAGCAAUAUCCUUCCACUAUCUCGUUCAUCAAUCUAUUAAAUACUCUUGUUUCUGACGAACAGGAUGUCAGUGAUAGAGGGCAUAGAUUCAUUGGCAUCUUCAGAUUUGUAUAUGAUCAUGUAUUUGGCCCAUUCCCACAGAGAGCCUAUGCAGAUCCUUCUGAGAAGUGGCAACUAGUUAUAGCAUGUCUUAAGCAUUUUCAGAUGAUGUUGAGCAUGUAUGAUGUAGGAGAAGAAGAUAGUGAUGCUAUUGUUGAUGAAUCUCAAAAUUCAUCGGGGCGGCAGUCUUAUCCAAUUCAUAUGCAGCUUCCAGUUGUAGAAAUUAUGAAGGAUUUUAUGAGUGGGAAAACCUUGUUUCGGAAUGUAAUGGGGAUUGUUUUACAAGGAGUUAAUUUUCUAAUCACAGAACGUACAAAUCAGAUUUACGGGCAUCUCCUUGAAAAGGCUGUCCUGCUUUGUUUGGAAAUUGUGGUUCUUGUUAUGGAAAAAGAUUCAAAUGUUUCUGACUUCUGGCGCCCCCUCUAUCAGCCUUUGGAUGUCAUUCUCUCUCAAGACAAUAGUCAAAUUGUAGCUUUACUUGAAUACGUUCGAUAUGAUUUUCUGCUGCAGAUUCAGCUAUGCUCCAUUAAAAUAUUGAGUAUUCUAAGUUCUCGUAUGGUUGGGCUCUCACAGUUGCUCUUGAAAUCUGGUACUGCUAGUACUUUGAUUGAGGAUUAUGCUGCCUGCUUAGAGAUGCGAUCUGAAGAGUGUCAAAUAAUUGAGGACAGCGGUACAGAUCCUGGUGUCCUAAUUAUGCAACUUCUUAUCGACAAUAUCAGUAGACCAGCUCCAAAUAUCACUCAUCUAUUGCUUAAAUUUGACAUUGAUGGCCCGGUUGAGAGGACAUUGCUUCAACCAAAGUUUCAGUACAGUUGUUUGAAGGUCAUUCUUGGAAUUCUGGACAAACUUUUGAUUCCAGAUGUCAAUGCUUUGCUUCAUGAGUUCGGCUUUCAGCUCCUUUAUGAACUAUGCGUGGAUCCAUUGACUUCUGCACCUCUUAUGGAUUUGCUGUGUACCAAAAAGUACCAUUUUUUUGUUAAGCAUCUGAGUUCAAUUGGUGUUGCUCCCCUUCCAAAGAGAAGCAGCAGCCAGGCGCUUCGGAUCAGCUCACUCCAUCAGAGAGCCUGGUUGUUGAAGCUUUUAGCUGUAGAAUUACACUCAGCAGACAUACUAGAUCGCAAUCAUCAUGAAGCCUGCCAAAGUAUUCUCACUGAGUUGUUUGGCCAAAGACAUGCGGAAUAUGGCAUUGAUCUCGAUGGAUCCAAUUAUCCCAUCAGUAAAAGUAAGGUGCUCGAGUUGCUUGGUGUUGUCCAGUUUGAGUCGCCUGAUAUCACUUUGAAGUCGUCGCAGUUUGUUUCUAGUGCAAAAUACUCAUCCCUGGCUGAGGAUAUCCUCUCCAGCCCAACUACAUCAGGAAGGAGUGUCUAUUACAGUUCAGAACGUGGAGAUCGCCUUAUUGACCUAGCAUCUCUUAGAGAUAGACUCUGGCAGAAAUUCAAUUUGUACGAUGCCCAGUCAAGUACUUUUCAGGGUGAAGCUGAGUUGAGCGAAAUAAGGGAAGCUAUUCAACAACUUUUAAGAUGGGGAUGGAAAUACAACAAGAACCUUGAGGAACAAGCUGCCCAGCUACAUAUGUCAACAAGCUGGUCGCAGAUUGUUGAGAUAGCUGCAUCUCAAAGGAUCUCAUUUCUUGAGAAUCGAUCUGAUAUUCUAUUCAAGUUACUAGAUGCUACCUUGAACUUCUCUGGUGCUCCUGACUGUUCCUUGAAGAUGGCUCAGAUAUUGACCCAGGUUGGUCUCACUUGCAUGGCAAAACUUCGUGAUGAGAGAUUUGUCUUCUCUAGUGACUCAUCAUCUGAUACCGUCACCUGUCUUGACAUUAUCAUGAGUAAACAAUUAUCUAAUGGAGCUUGCCGCUCUAUUUUAUUCAAGCUAAUCAUGGCAAUUCUUAGACAUGAAUCUUCAGAAGCACUGAGAAGGCGCCAAUAUGCAUUGCUUCUUAGCUAUUUCCAGUACAGUCAGCACAUACUUGAUUCCGAUGUUCCGGCAACAAUAUUGCAGUUCUUGUCCGAAAAUGGACAAGAAGAUGAAGAAUUAGAUCUUGAAAAGAUUGAUAAAGAUCAAGCUGAAUUAGCUCAUGCAAACUUUUCAAUCCUCAGAAAGGAAGGCCAGCCCAUUCUUAAUCUGGUAAUAAAAGAUGCUACACAGGGCAGUGAAUCCAUAAAGACUAUAUCAUUGUAUGUCCUGGAUGCACUCGUCCGAGUAGAUCACGAUAAGUUUUUCUUGAGUCAACUUGAGACUAGAGGUUUCUUAAGGAGUUGCUUCACGAGCAUAAGUAAUUUUUCUUGUCAGGAUGGUGGGUUUUCAUUAGAUUCUAUGCAGCGCCUCUGUACUCUUGAAGCAGAACUUUCUUUGCUUCUGAGAAUAAGCCAGAAAUACGGACGACUGGGUUCUCAGCAUUUAUUUUCAAUGGGAUCUCUGCAGCAUAUUGCUUCUUGCAGAGCUCUACAUCUACCUGUUAAGGGAAAUAUGAGGCGCCUUGACAACAAGUUCGGGAAGAAUUCUUUUGAUGUUGAUAAACUGCGAAUGGUGAUUGCUCCUACGCUGAGAUUCUUGUUUUCGAUAACUUCACUGGUUGAUACAUCUGAGUUCCUUGAGGUGAAAAAUAAAGUGGUUCGUGAAAUCAUAGAAUUCAUUAAAGGUCAUCAACUACUGUUUGAUCAAAUCCUCCAGGAAGAUCUUUUAGAUGCCAGUGAACUUACAAUGGAAAUAAUCAACCUCGUUGUGGGUAUACUUAGCAAGGUUUGGCCAUACGAGGAGAGUGACAAAUAUGGAUUAGUUCAAGGGCUAUUUGGAAUGAUGAGUUCUCUCUUUUCUCGUGACCUAGACAUUUUCUCAUCGAUACAAUCUGUACGAUCAGAGAACUUGCAGAAAGCUGAUGUUAGCAUCUCCCGUCUCUCCUUUAGUUUGAGCUCUUACCUUUAUUUUCUUGUUACAAAGAAGUCUCUAAGGCUGCAGGUUUCAGAUGGUGCUACUGCUUCUGCAUCCCAACAGCCUACACUAGCUUUGCUAGCUACUUUCCUUGGUAUCCUAGCUUCUGCACUUGAAAAAGCUGCAGAGGAAAAAUAUUUGUUGCUCAACAAGAUUAAAGACAUCAAUGAGUUAUCAAGACGAGAAGUUGACGAAAUCAUCAAUUUAUAUGUAUCCCAAGAUUAUGCUCCAUCCUCUGAAAGUAUCCAAAAAAGGAGGUAUAUUGCAAUGGUGGGUAUGUGCCGGAUCGUUGGACACAGGAGUCAGCUUAUCAUGCUAUUGCUUCUGCUAUCACAAAAUUUGAUGAACAUCAUCCUUGUUCAUUUUCAAGAUAGUUCAAAUGCUCAUGAUUAUAGACACUCUCAGAAGGCAAUCACAUAUGACACCUCGCUAGAUGAUAAAGAGGACAUGCUUUUGCUUUGUGGAGAACUAGUUUCAGUUCUUGAGAGACUUGAAUCUCUGAGUGAGGACAAAACAGGGAACAGCCUUGAAGUUUUCCGUCGGUUGGCCCGAUCACUGAAGGAAAUGUCACUUCAGAAGCAAUAUCUUCUUGAUGUUUGAAGGUGUGUUACUGAGUCUUUUCUUUGUAUGUCAUAACGUGGGAAGGCAUUCUGCUUUGUAUUUAUCCCAUCUCCUUCAAUCGAAUAGAAUAACUUUGUAUGGCUUUGUAUGAAUCAAAUAUAGAUUUAUGCUUCUAUUUAUGUAACAUUGUAUUGGUUUAUUGAGUUUACAAUGAAGAGCCCCUUCUAAUUUUCCUCUGAA